Alosa sapidissima (American shad) is the source of this 2530-nucleotide messenger RNA. RefSeq names its product solute carrier family 35 member D1a (gene slc35d1a). Gene Ontology annotation, cellular component: Golgi apparatus. The coding region runs from base 89 to 1063 and encodes 324 amino acids. Gene Ontology annotation, molecular function: antiporter activity; GDP-fucose transmembrane transporter activity. The transcript has 12 exons. The record is from RefSeq and is a predicted model, not a curated record. NCBI's taxonomy places the organism in Eukaryota, Metazoa, Chordata, Actinopteri, Clupeiformes, Clupeidae.
UUAGUUUGGCGGAAGUUCAGAGACGUCAGCAUGGAGAAGGGGAAAGCUGAGAGAGAAGCAAUGCUUUCAGAGAGAUGAGGCAUCUAGGAUGGCGGACGAAUCGCUCACGUUGUUUGUAAAGCUGUUCGCCGCUGGAUUUUAUGGAAUUAGCUCCUUUCUCAUCGUUGUCAUUAACAAAAGCGUUCUGACAAGUUACGGAUUUCCCUCUUCGAUAUGCGUUGGGAUAGGUCAGAUGCUGGCCACAUUGGUCGUAUUACAGGUGGGAAAGGUCCUAAAGGUGAUCUCCUUCCCCGACUUCGAUCGAAGUAUACCUCAGAAGACAUUCCCUCUACCUCUCCUUUUUGUAGGGAAUCAAAUAACUGGACUGUUCGGAACUAAAAGGCUGAAUCUGCCCAUGUUUACAGUCCUGAGGAGGUUUUCUAUUCUCUUCACAAUGCUUGCCGAGGGCAUUCUUCUGAAAAAGAAAUUUUCUCGGCCUGUUCAGCUCACUGUAUUUACUAUGAUCCUGGGAGCUUUUGUAGCUGCAAGUGCUGACUUGUCAUUUGACUUACAAGGAUAUGUGUUCAUUCUAUUUAAUGAUGUCUUGACAGCAGCCAAUGGGGCAUUUGUAAAACAGAAGCUUGACUCAAAGGAGCUGGGAAAGUAUGGCCUGCUGUACUACAAUGCUUUAUUUAUGAUCCUGCCGACCCUUCUUCUGGCUCAGGUCACUGGAGAUGUUGAAAAGGCUUAUAAUUUCACAGGAUGGUCAGACACCGUAUUUGUUGGUCAGUUUGUUCUAUCUUGUGUAAUGGGGUUCAUCCUGAUGUACUCCACAGUACUCUGUACACAAUACAACUCUGCACUAACAACAACCAUUGUUGGUUGUGUAAAGAACAUAUUAGUGACCUACAUUGGAAUGGUCUUUGGAGGGGACUACAUUUUCUCAUGGACUAACUUCAUUGGUUUGAACAUAAGCAUUGCAGGAAGCCUGGUGUACUCGUACAUCACUUUUACUGAAGAGCAGAGCAAAAGGCAGAGUGAAAGUGCUGGAAAGCUGGAAGCAAAGGGGAAGAUCGCUGUGUGAUAUGCACUGGAGGACUUGUUUACUUUAGCACAGUGUUACACAUUUCUCCAAUUCUCCUCUUACAUCUUUUUUUCCUUUUAUGCUAUCAGCAUUAAUGAAUAACAUGCCCAAUGCUGUCAGCAUGAUUCAAAGAAGCAGCAGACACACCCAUCUGCCAAUACUGCCAGAAAGUGUGGAUGGCAUGUCUCCAUAGACAAAAGAAUUUGGUUACUGUUGUAUGGCCACUGUUGUUAUUGUUUGCAAAAUGUACACAAGAGAACAGUUUUUAGAUGCAUUUUCUUUUUACUCUCAGGCUUUCAUUCUCUGGGUUUUUUUGUUACAUGAGAUUAAUAUUUUAAAGCGGUUUUAUUCUUUUCUGUUUGUUUUUUAACUUGUCAUUUCUAUUUAAAAGGGAGACACUGUACUGUGCACAGUCACCAAAGGGCUUGAAUUCUUUCUCUGUUACGUUUAUAAAAACUCCUUCAAGUCCUGAUCAGCUGACAUUUGAGGUAGUCAUAUCUCUGUCUGUAUGUACACAUAUAUGUGAAGAAGAAUGUUCUUGAUAAGCUCCCCUUGAGAUGAGCUUGGUCAAGAAUUGAAUGUUUGGUCAUAACUUGUCAGAAUAUUCUCUUCAGUAUUUGGACACAUUUAUCAUGACAUUUAAUCUAUGUAUUUGGAGAAGUAACAUGCAAGUUGGUCUAUUUUAUUUUAUUUUUAUGGUAUUGUUGACUUUUAUUGUUUUAUUUUGGUACAAAUGGUCUGUUUAUUGCACUUUCACAGUUUACAGAAGCUUAGGUGAGUGUUUUUUGUAGAUUUGUGUGAUCGGAAAGGGUAAAUAAAUGUAUAUUUAGAGUUGCCUUAACCUAGCAACACAUGGGAGGCAUUGAAAAGAUACUUACAAGUUUAUAUAUCAGAAUCACAAUGUGACCAUAUUUAUACAGUAGCCUACUUAUGGAAUGUAGUCAAUGCAUUUGACUCCUAAUUCAAUACUCCAUCCCAAACUCCUAAAUCCAGUAAACUUUUGUUAUAGGUUACCGAAUUUUGGAAUUGGAUCACCAUUACUUUUUUUCAUACAUUUGUAGACCCUCAAUUUAUUGUGUAUGUCUCCUUAUAAGUGAUGUUAAGACGGGGCACAUGGUACACAGAAUUUGUUCAAAUUACUUGAACUUCAUGUCAUGUUUGUAAUGAUGUGCUGAAUCUGCAGUCUGUUGGAAACAGUGCCCCAAUGAGAGGCCUGAUUUUAAAUGGUUGACCAGAGUUUGUGCGUGAAACAAAAACCUGGCCUCAGUUUAUUCCUCUUUUUACAAAGAUCUUUUCCCUUUUUGUACAGAGAUCUUUUUAUAUUGCGGAUUGAAUGAAGUGCACUGUUCUGUUUUAUUCCUAUGUGAUGACCUCUGUUGAUCUGACUGAAUGUACAGACUCAACAGAGAACUUUAUUACAAUGGAACAUGUGUACAGUACUGAAGUAAAAUACCUCAGUAACACGAA